Messenger RNA from Brassica rapa (field mustard), 1382 nucleotides. Its product is annotated as U-box domain-containing protein 33. The record is from RefSeq and is a predicted model, not a curated record. Lineage: Eukaryota; Viridiplantae; Streptophyta; Magnoliopsida; Brassicales; Brassicaceae.
CGUGUAUUUUCACAUAUUCAAGAUAUUAUUAUCCCUUUUGUUUUGACGGUAAUGAGAUAAAGAGAGCCGACUGAUUGUAUCUUAGGUCCGUGUAGAGAAGAUACACAUUGAAAGGUGUCAAGAAUCUUGUCAUGGGAGCUGCAUCAUCUAGACAAUAUUCAAUGUAAUAGAGCACACUGACAUAAACUAUAUUUGGAUUUUCAUCUUUCUUGUUAACGUUCUUGUCUUGUCUGCUUGUAAUGUUGUUGUUUUUUCCAGCAGAUGCUCUUUGGACUCGGACAAAAGUCACAAAACAGAUAUUAAACAAAUUAAAGAAGUAAAAAGACAACCAUGCCUAGUUAACCACAUUCUCGGACAUUGUUUCUCAUGAUUAUAAUAUUAUUUGGUAUAGAAAAAGUCUUUUUACCAUAUUAUAUAUAUAGAGAACGGACGAAUAUUCGAAGGAACAGAGUCGUGAGAUGCUCAGGCCAUUGGGUAUCUUCUUAUCCAAGUAACCGGGAAAUGAUGGUGCAGAGGAAACUCUCUGUUAAAACUCUCUCCAAGACCAAAAACUUUGUCUCUCCCAAGUGUUCUCAAAGGCUAUGGAGGAAGAAGCAGCAGCCACUAGUCAGAUACUAGAAGAGAAACUCUACGUUGCAGUUGGUAGAGAAGUGUGGAAGAACAUAUCAAAUCUCAUGUGGGCCUUACAAAACUCCCAAGGAAAGAAAAUCUGCAUCCUUCAUAUCCACCAGCCAUCUCCAACGAUUCCUGUCUUGGGUACAAGAUUCGAAGCUUCAACGGUAGAUGAGGAAUCAGUGAGAGCAUACCGAGGCAAAGAAACGGCGAAAACAGACAAGAUUCUACAAGAGUAUCUAAGUAUUUGUUUGAAGAAAGGGGUACAGGCAGAGAAGCUGUGUGUGGAGAUGGACUCAAUUGAGAAAGGGAUUGUUGAAGUGAUAUACCAGCAUAGGAUCAGGAAGUUUGUUAUGGGAGCAGCUGCUGAUAAACACUAUUCCAUAAAAAUGGAGGAUCUCAAGUCCAAGAAAGCAAACUUUGUCUGCCAACAAGCGCCAGCUACUUGUCAAAUACAUUUCACCUGCAAAGGAAACCUUAUCCAUACAAGGGAAGCUAGAGUGGAUGAAGUUAGAGCUCUCUCUGUGCUCUUGUCUGAUUUUCAGCGGCUUGUAUUGCCACAAAUAAGGUCUGAUGAGCAAAAUAACACAUCCUCCAUGGAUAUCAUCAGCUCUGAGGUCUUACUAAGCGAUAUUCAAGAGGAACCAAAUGACUCAUCUUCUCUAGCUUUCCCGUGCAGCGGGAUGGGACUGAACAUGAUGAACUUCCUAAUCAACUCCACCAAGCUAUGGCAGAAGCUCACAAUCCAAAACCAUGAGCAUUGUGAAUGA